Molecule: messenger RNA, 177 nt
Organism: Loa loa (African eye worm)
Lineage: Eukaryota; Metazoa; Nematoda; Chromadorea; Rhabditida; Onchocercidae
Exons: 1
Coding region: 1-177 (58 amino acids)
Source: RefSeq, a predicted model, not a curated record
AUGGAUUUUGAUUUACGUGCAUUGAAAGAAGCUUUAAAGUCAGCCGAAUUUCUGGAAGAAUCCGGUUAUCAAUCCAUUUUAGAACGUUCACAGCAUAAUCAAUACGGUACCGGAUGGAUUAUUCAUCAAGAUAUGUGCGAAGUAAACAGUGAUAUUGAUGAUAAUUGGGGUAAGUAA